AUGACCUCACAAACAACGGCACUCCAGCUGGGCAACCCCCGCCAUCUUCUCCCAACGAACUGGAAGAAGGUCGUAUCCUCGUGGUUGGACGAGGAUACUCCGUCGUUCGACUAUGGAGGUUUUGUUGUUGGGGAGUCUGAACAGGUCGCUAUUCUUUUUGGGAAGGCUCCGGGUGUACUCGCAGGCGUCCCGUUCUUCGACGAAGUCUUUGCCCAAGUGGGCUGCAAAGUAGAAUGGCUAAUCAAAGAAGGAGAGUUCUUUGAACCAGGCCCAGCGGGCAAGAAGGAGGUGGCACGCGUGCACGGUCCCGCUCGUGCGCUGCUGCUGGGCGAACGACCGGCGCUGAAUAUGCUGGCCCGCGCUUCUGGAAUUGCGACGAGGGCGAGACGACUGAGAGCAUUGAAGGAUCAACACGGAUGGAAGGGGGUCAUUGCGGGGACGAGGAAGACUACGCCUGGCUUCCGGAUUGUUGAAAAGUACGCCAUGAUUGUGGGUGGCGUCGACACCCACCGCCACGACCUCUCGUCGAUGAUUAUGCUGAAGGAUAACCAUGUAUGGGCAACAGGCUCCAUCACCGCCGCCGUCCGCGCAGCCCGCUCAACAGGCGGUUUCGCGCUAAAGAUCGAAGUCGAAUGCCGCAGCGAAGAAGAAGCCAUCGAAGCGAUCGAGGCAGGGGCCGACAUUGUCAUGCUGGACAACUUUGCACCUUCACAGCUCACCGCGUCGGCAUUGACGCUGAAGAAGAAGUACGAAGGGAAGAAACACUUCUUGAUUGAGGGAUCGGGGGGCUUGACGGAGGACAACGUCGCGGGGUACUUUGGAGAAGGUGUCGAUGUCCUCAGCUUUGGGUCCCUAUCGCAAAGCGUGCAUCAUAUUGACUUUUCGCUCAAAGUUCAGCCGAAAUCGAAGUAA
This is a messenger RNA of Fimicolochytrium jonesii, 912 nucleotides long. RefSeq names its product Quinolinate phosphoribosyl transferase. Gene Ontology annotation, cellular component: cytoplasm. The record is from RefSeq and is a predicted model, not a curated record. The coding region runs from base 1 to 912 and encodes 303 amino acids. The transcript is spliced from 5 exons. Gene Ontology annotation, biological process: NAD+ biosynthetic process; quinolinate catabolic process. Gene Ontology annotation, molecular function: nicotinate-nucleotide diphosphorylase (carboxylating) activity. Lineage: Eukaryota; Fungi; Chytridiomycota; Chytridiomycetes; Spizellomycetales; Powellomycetaceae.